GCCAUUUCCCAUCCACUUAUUUUCUUGCAGCCAAACAAUAUGUAGUUUUUAUUUUGUGUGUAAUUAUUAAAAUCUUUGAAAUCUUAUUCUAUUCACUGCUGACAUUAAGAGAUGUUUAAUCAUGUUUAAAAUAUUUAUAUAAUAAAUGUAAAUCAUCAAUAAACUUAAAAGCAAAGAAGAAUACAGGAACUUUUGAAAAUGACAUCUAAUAUUGUUAUUCAUUCUUGUGAAAAAGGGGGAACAAAACAUUAGAAUAGACAUUAAAAGACCAAGAAGUCAAUAACAGGCACACGGUUGUUCAUACGGUCUAACAGCUGGCAAUCAGACACCAGAGAUAAACUUAAAUGAAAACUGAAUAUCUGAUUUAAGAAGUGUGACUGGCAUCAAAAUCUUAAUGGUUCAAUGUGAACAUGGCUUCUCUUUAAGAAAGGCGGUUGUGGGGGAUGUAAAAAAUUACUUAUUUGAUUUUUUUUUUCAUAAAGUUUUGAAAAGGCCUGAGAGGGUUUUUUUUUCUUAAAAGCUGCCACAGAUGUGGCAUUCUCACCAGUCUAAUAAUCAUGCAUGAUGUCCUGGAUUUGAGUAUUACUAGGGAGUGUUUUCUUCAUGUACUAAUCCACCCUCUUUUGCUUAAGAUGUUCAAGUUUGUAGUUGUAUUGUGGUUAUUUUCCCUGGGAAAUAUACAAGGCCAGACAUCGUGUCCAAACACACCUUGUUCAAUGCCACUUCAAUAUGUCUGUGGAGAUGAUGGAAAAACCUACUUUUGUCAGAGCUAUGUGAACUAUAAGAACUGCAGAGACAAGACCAGUAUUAGGGUCGUGCACAGUGGAACAUGCGGAAGUGUCCCAAACCAGUCCAACACCAGUCAGAUGACAGGCAAACCUACCACAAACCAACCCAGUUCUACUGCAAAACCAGUUAUUAACUACUGUGCUCAGAAUUGUUCUGACAAACCUGGAUUUUACUGUGAUAGUAAAGGAGGGAAAUAUGGAAGCCAGUGUGCUCUGCACCGAGUCCUGUGUAUCGUUCAGAAAAUACCAUUCUCAAGCCUAAAGGAAGUGCCAUGCAUGCCAGCAGAAUGGAGCAAAUGGAUUAAAAUUCCUCUUGACAUUGCAAAAGAAGUUGGAUCCAAUUUUAUUAAGAUUCCUGUAAACCUUGCAAAUGUAAUAUUGCCCAUCAUUGGGUAAAUGUCUGUGACAACUGACAUUUGUUCCCAUGAGGAAUUUAAGAUAUUUAAACCACACUGGUAUAGAAAACCAUGUCUAGGGUACAUAAAACAUUGAACAUAUUUAGUGAUGCAGAUAAGUGACAAAGUAGCAAUUGACAUACUGUUAUAAAUUGACAGCAUUCAUUUUUGAAUUCAUGUUUGCCUAUAAAAAGUACAUUUAUGGAUAAUAUAAGUACUGGCAUGUGCAUUUUAUUUCUUGUAUCCUGUAUAUAUUUUUUCAUUUUUGAGUAACUUGUUACUUUUUAAUUCAUUCCCUGUUAAAAAGUAACACCUUUAAAUAUGAUCAUAAUGUUUUGUGACAUUUUAUAGCCAAAUCUCUUUACACUUGUUCCAAAAUAAAAUUAGUUGCUGAUAUUUUUGUGGAUCCAUAAUAAGACUUUUUGUUGAUGCAUCUAAUUUUUUUGUCUUCUUGACAUAAUUACAAUACAUCAGCUCCAUAACUCAAAAGGAAAGAUGGCAGUUCAUUAGUGCAAAUUACACUAUUACAACUAUUUUGAUUGAAAUUUUGAUACUUUUAUCUUAAUUGAAUCUUGGCUAAUCAUUAGUUUUCCAUUCAUUCAAAACACCCCAAACUUGUUUCUUGAGAUAAUUUUUGCUGCUGUUCUUCCAAUUGAAGUAUUCAAUAUAAAUGUUCCUACUGUGCCGCAAAUCACUUAAUUUUGCUAUUAAAUGAAAAAAAAACACUCAUCUUUAAAACAAAAGGUCUUAUAUAGACAUAUGGAAUCAGAAUGCCUCUUGGUAUCAGACAACCUGCUAUGAUAUCCUCAGGUCUUGUGGGUCACAUGCAUCUCUAAUUAUAAGUUAUCUUGAAGUUUCUUCUACGAGGCCAUCUUGACCAUGUGAAUAUACCAUGCUUACCAAAAUCCAUAUGGCAUGUUCUGACAGGGCCUAGUUAUGCCAAGGGGGGCACAAAAGGUCAUGUAUAUUUAUAUAAUAAGAAGAUUGCAUGGGUCCAUGAUAAAUCUUAUACAGACCUAAGACUGUGCUUCAGCCAGGUUGAUAUCUGGGUUACACUAUAAAGAUGUUGAAGUUACUGCUCACUUUGUUUUGUUUAUUUGCAGGCAGUGUGAAUGGUCAAGCUUCAGUAUGUUCCCAGUCUUGCCCUGAGGAAUAUAAACCGUUAUGUGGGACAGACAUGAGAACAUAUGGAAACAGAUGUGAGAUAGAAGUAGCAAUUUGUAUGAGUAAACAACAAGGAAAAAAUCUGGCAAUAUUGGGAGAAACAGAGUGUUCAAAGUUGACCUUGACAUCAACAACAAAAGAACCAACCACAACCACUCCAGAACCAACCACCACCUCAAAACCAACUACAACUUCUGAACCUACAACCACUCCAGAACUAACCACAAAGACUAAACCUACAACCACCCUAGAAUCAACCACAAUACUUAAGACUACAUCAGCCAGCCCAGAAGCAACUACAACUUCCCCUGAACCAACCACCACCUCAAGACUAACUUCAACUUCUGAACCUACAACCACUCCAGAAGCAACCACAACACCUGAGCCUACAACAACUCAAGAACCAACCACAACACUUAAACCUACUUCAACCACUCAAGAAGCAACUACAACUACUCCAGAACCAACAACAUCCACUGCAGAACCACCAAAAACCCUUGAACCAUCCACAGCUACACCGAAAGCAACCCCAAAACCAACUAUGACCACCCUGAAACCAAAUACUUCUCUGAAGCCAUCUACAACCCCAAAGGCAAAAACAUCCAUUCUGGAAUUAACCACCACCCCUGAAUCAACAACCACCACAUUACCAACACCAUCUACCCCAAAAGCAACACCAUCUGCCCCAGAGCCAACUCCAUCUACCCCCAAACCAACCCUACCUGCUCCAAAGCCAACUCCAUCUAUUCUGCAACCAACUCCAUCUAUCCCACAACCAACGCCAUCUACUCAAAAACCUACCUUUAUACCAACUCCAUCAACAAUGGCACCAACUCCCUCGUCAAGAAAACCAACAACCUCAAGGAAGCCAACCACUACUCUUCAACCCAUAAAACCUACUCCCACAGCUGCCAAGCAGACGUGUGUCCACAAAGGAUGCCCUACACCAUAUAAGUAUGUGUGUGGAAACAAUGGAAGGACAUAUUAUUGUGAAAAUGGCCUAGACUAUUGGAAUUGUGUCAAUGGUAAGAGUGUCAAAUUGGUGUCAAGACGCAAAUGCAGUAGACUCAGCUCUCCACUGAGUGCCUGUGUUUACAAAAGAUGCCCACAGCCAUUCAAAACCCUGUGUGCAAGUGAUGGUAUAACUUACAGGUGUCAAAAUUCCUUGGACUAUUGGAUGUGUGUUGAAAGAAUUGGUGCAACCAAGUUGUAUGAUGGAACUUGUAAAAAGCCUGCAACCCCAGCACAGUUCAAAGGAACAACAACUUCCAAACCAACCACCAAACCAAAACCAAAAUGUGUACACAAAGGCUGCCCUGAACCAUACAGAUAUGUGUGUGGAUCCGACAGAAGAACUUAUUACUGUCAGAAUGGUUUAGACUACUGGAACUGUGUGAAAGGAACCAAUGUCAAACGAAUCUACAGGGGGCACUGCUUCAGCAGCUUUUCUCUUCAAAGCGCAUGUGUUCACAAUGGAUGCCCAUAUCCUUAUCAGUAUGUGUGUGGAACUGACAGGAGAGAUUAUUAUUGUGAAAAUUCCUUGAAAUACUGGAAGUGUGUGGAAGGUACAAACGUGAAAGUGAUGAAAAAGGGUCACUGUUAUUCCUCAAUUUUUGGAUAAUACAAUUUUAUCGCCCUACAGUUUGGCAGAUCAGAUGGAUAAUAUCUUUAGAAAACUCUUCAAUUUCACUUUUUGUCCUAUAUAUGCUCAUAUACAAAGACUGACAUUUUCAAAUAAAAAGAUUGCAAGCUGGUAUCUCCCUAUAUUAUCAAUAUUCCACAGAUGUAAUGUUUUUUUUUAUUAAAAUUUUGACAUUUUUAUUUCCAACAGUGUAAAUUCAGUUGGAAAUGGUGUAUAAGUAAAAUUUAUACUGGGGAUGAGUCUCUUUGCAGAGUUGUUUUGAUCAAUUCUUUAAGGAAAUGUAACAAUUGAUUUUAAUUAUGAGAAGAAUGUAUGAAGAUACA
Lingula anatina is the source of this 4312-nucleotide messenger RNA. RefSeq lists its product as uncharacterized. Gene Ontology annotation, molecular function: protein binding. The record is from RefSeq and is a predicted model, not a curated record. NCBI's taxonomy places the organism in Eukaryota, Metazoa, Brachiopoda, Lingulata, Lingulida, Lingulidae.